Molecule: messenger RNA, 5235 nt
Organism: Oncorhynchus kisutch (coho salmon)
Lineage: Eukaryota; Metazoa; Chordata; Actinopteri; Salmoniformes; Salmonidae
Product: ephrin type-A receptor 7
Exons: 14
Coding region: 211-2841 (876 amino acids)
Biological process (GO): protein phosphorylation; axon guidance; ephrin receptor signaling pathway
Cellular component (GO): dendrite; plasma membrane
Molecular function (GO): transmembrane-ephrin receptor activity; protein binding; ATP binding
Source: RefSeq, a predicted model, not a curated record
CUUCCAGUACCCUCGUUUCGAAAUCUUCCAUCAUUGCACUUGCAUGAUGUCAAUCUGAUGCACAACACCCUCCCCCGAGAUAGCGAAUAAACCGCGUAGUGAGUGAAGCUCGCACUAGCCCGGACGGCUCUAGCUUCGCUCUGCUGUGUGUGUGUUACGCGCAAGCCCGGAGAGAGAUGACAAGAGCUUCGCGAGGCUGGACAUUCAAACAUGGAGCUUUUUAAAACGCAAAUGUCGGUACUUUGGAUAUUAUUGCUGAAUGGAAACAAGGGCUGUCACACUGAAGAAGUGGUCCUGCUGAACUCAAAAGAAACUCAGGCAGAGCUCGGUUGGACGUCGCACCCCUCCAAUGGCUGGGAGGAGAUCAGUGGCGUGGAUGAGAAGUACAAGCCCAUCAGGACCUACCAGGUGUGUAACGUGAUGGAGCCGGCGCUGCAGAACAACUGGCUGCAGACGGGCUGGGUGGCGCGGCGCGGCGGCCAGCGCAUCUUCGUGGAGCUGCAGUUCACGCUACGCGACUGCAACAGCAUCCCGGGCGUGGCAGGCACCUGCAAGGAGACCUUCAACCUGCUCUACGUGGAGUCGGACAAAGACCUGGGCCGGGUGACCCGCGAGGAACGCUACACCAAGAUUGACACCAUCGCCGCUGAUGAGAGCUUCACGCAGGGCGACCUGGGCGAGAGGAAGAUGAAGCUCAACACGGAGGUGCGGGAGAUCGGACACCUGAACCGGAAAGGGUUCCACCUGGCGUUCCAGGAUGUGGGGGCAUGCGUGGCCCUGGUGGCGGUGCGGGUGUACUACAAGCGCUGCCUGGCCACGGUGCAGAACCUGGCUGUGUUUUCUGAUACGGUUGCGGAGGCAGCGUUCGCCACACUCGUGGAAGUCAGGGGAGCCUGCGUCAACAACUCUGAGGUUGACACGGACAGCCCUCCCAGGAUGCACUGCAGCGCUGAGGGGGAGUGGCUGGUGCCCAUCGGGAAGUGCAGCUGUUCAGCGGGUUACGAGGAGGGUCACAGCAGCUGUGAAGCGUGUCCCCCUGGCUCGUAUAAGAUGUCAUCCAGACAGCAGGAGUGUUUUCCGUGCCCGGCCAACAGUGUGGCUGAGGAGGAAGGAUCGGUGGUGUGUGUGUGUGAGGAGGAUCACUUCAGGACCCCCCUGGACAACCCCUCCGCCCCCUGCACCCGCCCCCCCUCUCCUCCCAAAGACUUGGUCUACACCCUCAAGCAGUCCACCAUGAUCCUGGAGUGGAGCGCGCCAAUGGACACGGGCGGCAGGGGGGACCUGACCUACAGCGUGGGCUGCCGCCGGUGCCUGGGGCUGCAGUGUGAGCCGUGCGGGGCCAGCGUGGGCUUCAUGCCCCAGCAGAGUGGGUUGACCGAACGCACGGUCACCGUGGUCAACCUCAUGGCCAACUCCAACUACACGUUGACGGUCGAGGCCCUCAAUGGCGUAUCAGAGCUCCUGCCCAACAAGAGGUUCUACACACAGGUCAACGUGUCAACUAGCGUGCCAGCGCCCUCUCUGGUGAGUGAGUUGCGUGCGGAGAAGAUUGAGCAGCGCAGUCUCACCCUGGUGUGGAGGGAGCCCAGCUACCCCAACAGCAGCAGCACCGAGUACGAGAUCAAGUACUACGAAAAGGAACAGAAGGACAAGAGCUACUCAACGGUCAAGACGGCCGCCACCCGCAUCAGCGUCAACAACCUCAAGCCUGGCACCACCUACGUCUUCCUCAUCCGCCCUUUCUCCACUCCGGCCCCCUCCUCCCUCCUCUCUGCUGCCGCCUCCUCCUCUUCCUCCUCCCCCUCUCCCAUCGACUACGGAGGCUACAGCGCUCCCCUGGAGCUGCAGACGCUUGGCGAACUGGCGCUGGCGUCCAGUGAGCAGAACCCAGUAAUCAUCAUCGUGGUGGUGUCUGUGGCCGCCCUCAUCAUGCUGCUCUCUAUGGGAGUGGGCCUGCUCCUCUGGAGAAGACAGUGUAGAUACAGCAAGGCCAGUCAGGAGGGAGACGAAGAGCUCUACUUCCAAUUUAAGAUCCCGACCCGGAGGACCUACAUAGACCCAGAGACGUGUGAGGACCUGGUGCAGGCUGUCCUCGUCUUUGCCAAAGAGCUCGACAACUCCAGCAUCAAAAUAGAGAGAAUCGUGCACACAGGUGACUUUGGGGAGGUGUGUCGUGGCUGUCUCAAGCUGCCCAGUAAGCGGGAGCUUCCGGUGGCCAUCAAGGCACUGAGGGCCGGCUGCUCAGAGAAACAGAGGCGCUCCUUCCUCAGCGAGGCAGGGAUACUGGGACAGUUUGACCACUCCAACAUUGUCCGUCUGGAAGGGGUCAUCACCAGCGGUGAGCUAGUGAUCAAAGCGAUAGAGGAUGGCUUCCGCCUGCCCGCCCCUAUGAACUGUCCACCCCACCUCCACCAGCUGAUGUUGGACUGUUGGCAGAAGGAGAGGACCGAGAGACCCACCUUCAGCCAGAUCCACUCAGCUCUCAGCAAGAGCAUCCGCAGCCCCGACGGCAUCGGCUCCUCCACACUGGCACGCAGAACCCUCCCUCAGCUAGGAACCCUCCCUCUGGGCUCCUCCAUCUCCCUGGCAGACCGGACUCUUCCGUCUUUCCCCUCGUUUAACUCGGUAGGGGAGUGGUUGGAUGCGGUGGACAUGGGGCGCUACAAGGACAACUUCACCGCGGCAGGAUACUGCUACCUGGAGUCUGUGGCCCGUAUGACAGUCCAAGACGUGUUGAGUCUAGGCGUCACCUCUCUGGAGCACCAGAAACAGAUCCUGUCUGCCAUCCAGACCCUUAGAGCCCAGGUCAUCCAGAUGCACGGCAGAGGGGUGCAGGUCUGACCUACACACACACAUACACACACACAUACACACGCACACACACACAUACACACACGUGCAGACGGACGGACGAGCGGAUGGAUAGAAGGACUCGUCGCUCAUUCAGAUGGACGAAAUCAAGUGGAUAGUGAGGUGGGCAGAGAUAUUGCCCACACUUCACCCACCCACUCUUUCCCCUUCUCUCUCCCCCGUCUUGCCCCUCCUCCCUCUCUUAAGUCCUUGGGAAGGAGGCAUCUUCCAGUCAUGUGAUCAGCGUACUCUGUCGGAGGUCACAUGACUUCUGUCUGCACGCUGACCCGAAUCAACUAGAUCUCCUCUCUUACAACUGGCCCUGGAUCAGAGGUUAAAUAGACUUAAAACUACCCUGAUGGAGAAGUACUGUCCAUCUAAAAUGUCUGGCACUCUACCACUGGUCUCAGAACAUGGGGUAAUAACAUUUCCUUGAUGGAGAAGAACAGUCCCCUCAAGUGAUACUCUACUGAACCACUGGUCUCAAAACUGAGGUUAAAGCCACCCUGGUUGAGAAGUACUGUUCAUCUAACAGGGCUGGCCCACUACCACUGGCCUCAGUACAGUGGGAUAAGGUACCAAUGGAGAAAGUGCUGUCUGUCGAACAGAGUUGACAUUGUAAAUCUGGUCUCAGUUCAGUGGUUAAAAACCUCCUAUCCCGGUUGUUUGUUCAAGUGACAGGUUCCCACGGUGUGGGCGGAUCCCAGGCUGUGUCUUGUCUUGGCCUGACCAAUCAUGAGGCUGGAAAAAACUUACCUUCAGGAAAAAACUACUGAUUUAAAAACAACUAGGAAUUUGUGUAAAUCAAAACAAUGGAUUUACGUGUAUUUGAUUGUUCAUUCCUAUUUCGUCUGUUACACAAUUUAUCUUUUUCCGAACAUUUUUCCAUUAACUGUGUCUGCUCUCCCUGUGUGGAAUGGCUAAUGUCCCUUAGCCGGGAUGUCAGUGGUGUGUCAUGUAGCGUCUCGCUAAUAUAUUUCUCCCAUCUAAAAAGCAUUUUCACUACAAGGGUAUAUUGCACUGUUAAGAAUAAAGGUCAAGUCUCAAGCUGACAUACAGUAUAUUUAAUAUGUAUUCAUUUUUAUUUAUGCAUUUACAGUUUACAGACUCUCACACAACCUCCUGACGGGAAGAGGUUACGAGGGUCAAAAUAGACAUACUUGAUUGAAUAAAUAAUCAAUUACAUUUUGUGUUUAAGGAUGCUGCAAAGCACAUGUCCUCUGGUUUCAGUGUAAAUCAUGAAAUGUUGUAUUUUUAAAAUAUUUUUUUUUACAGUUCGAGGGAUUCUGUUACUGAAUAAUGGUGUCCUGUACUGAACAAGGUAUUAUGAAGAGGACUUACACUAUAGUAUGUUGACUGUUUUCUUCUCAUAGACAGGGGUAUUGAAUAAUUUGGAUACUGUUAACAAAUCACCAGUAGUUGAUACAGGACUUAUACAUUUUGAGUCCAGUGUCGCUGGAUGUACGGUAUCGAUGUGUUGCAUUAUAGAAACAGUAUUGCAGUAUUUCAGAAUGUCGUAGAGUGAUCUCAUUUAUUUAUUUAUUUUGGGGGGGGGGACAGCAACUCAAGCUGACAUAGGACCCACAACCCCCCACUGCAUAUACAAGCCCUUCCAUUUGUCAGUAUUAUGUAUUUUACAAAAACGGUAACAUUUAAUCGUAGUUAACACGUUUUGGGGAAUGAUUUGAUUUCUCUCCUACUCAUGUAGCUAGCUACACGGUAGAUGUUUUAUUGGUUCCGUUUGGUUCGUUGAUGGGUUAUUGUAAUAGUGAGGUAUCUGGUAUGAAAGGACUACCAGUGUAUGUCCUCCUCUCUUCCCUACAUACUCUCUCUUUGUAGCUGUUUUGCCUUAACAUUACUGUAUAUAAACCCAAAAUAUACUCCUAGGCUGCGUUUACAAAAGGCACAAUUCUGAUAUUCUGCCCAUUUAUUGUAGAAAGAGCUAAUCUGAUCGGUCGAAAGAUCAGAAUGGGCUGCCUGUGUAAACGCAGCCCUAUAGACUCACACAUGCACAUAUCUACAAAGUCUCACCACCCCUGUAUACGCAGACACCAAAAUAGACCUUUCACUAGCGACUUAACUCAGUUGUUGUCCCUCCCACCCACUGUUUACUACUCGACGAUUACAAAAUGUUUAAUACUGUAAAUAUGUAUUUGAAAAUGCAAUCUAUUUUUAUAAUUUCUUUGAAGAACAAUGUGUUGAAAAUAUCUGCUCACUGUGUAGGGGUUUUAUUGUUUAAAUGUAGGGCCGUUGCCAAUGAACGUGUGUGUUUGGAAUAUUAAAACAUAUUUUCUUUGUUUAGUUUUUGGAUGAUUUUUACCUGUUAGAAAGACAGAUGGCUGUUGCAAUAUUGAAAUGUGUUAUAAAAAAAACUAUCUCCCUUAA